GGGAAGACAAGAAGGUUGUCCAGCAAUAGGAAAACAAGUUGCUCGCAAGUCGUUCCUCUUUAAAGACUACUUCAGUCGGCGUGUCAGUCAGUCCAGGCAGCGGCUGUGGGAGGAGCUCCUCGGGAGGAGGCUGGCGAAGCUCAGAGAGCCAGGGAAUGGAGCGGAGAAGAGCGCGUACAUGAGCGAAGAGGAGGUAGGCGCCGGGAGAGCGAGCGAGGCUGAGCAACGAAACUCCAUCUCCGCCUUAGCAGCAGCAGAAGCAGGAGCCGCCGCCGCCGCCGCCGCUAUUGCUGCCAAACCAGCGAACGCUUCGCCGGUGUGUAGGAAGAGGGCUUCUGCAACAGAAGAAGGCAGGCGAGAGCAACGGGAGGCAGAUAAAGCUAGCCCCCCAAACUGCUUAAGCGCGCAAGUUCGUCUCUCUUAUUUCCCCGCCGAACUCUUAAGGAAUGAAAGCUUUUCAGACAGAUCUCGUCCUCCUCUGCUUCUUCCUCUUCAGUCAAGAAGUAAAUCUGACAGACUUUAUGGAGCUAUUAUACCUGCAGAACUUGGUCUCCCAAAGAGAGGAUGCUGUCUGGUCUUUGGGUUCAUGUUCAAGGAUAAGUACCGGCGAAUGACUGAAGGCCCAGCAUCUUCUUUCACCCAGCAACCUCAGGACCAGGUAGUGAUUGCCGGGCAGCCUGUGACCCUGCUGUGUGCUAUCCCAGAGUACAACGGAAUUGUGCUGUGGAUUAAAGAUGGACUUGCUCUCGGUGUAGGCCGGGAUCUCUCAAGUUACCCGCGCUACUUGGUUGUGGGGGACCAUCUGUCAGGGGAGCAUCACCUGAAGAUCCUGAGAGCAGAUCUCCAAGAUGAUGCACUGUAUGAGUGCCAGGCCAUUCAAGCAGCCAUCCGUUCCAGACCAGCCCGGCUGACCGUUCUCGUGCCUCCAGAUGAUCCCAUAAUUAUCGGAGGGCCCGUCAUUAGUCUGCGAGCUGGAGAUCCUCUGAAUCUGACCUGCCAUGCGGACAAUGCUAAACCAGCAGCAUCCAUUAUUUGGAUGAGGAGAGGAGAAGUAAUAAAUGGAGCAACCUAUUCCAAGACAGUGCUUCGUGACGGCAAGAGAGAGAGCAUUAUGAGCACACUCUUUGUCUCCCCAUCCGACAUUGAGAACGGCCAGACCAUCGUCUGCCGAGCCACCAACAAGGCCAUUCCCAAUGGAAAGGAGACCUCUGUCACCAUUGACAUUCAACAUCCACCUCUCGUCAAUCUGUCAGUUGAACCUCAGCCUGUCCUUGAAGACAACACCGUAAAGUUUCACUGCUCUGCUAAGGCCAACCCUGCAGUUAUCCAGUACAGGUGGGCCAAAAAGGGACACAUUAUAAAGGAAGCAUCGGGGGACUCUUACGAGACCAUUGUUGACCAUACCUAUUUUUUUGAACCAAUCUCUUGCGAGGUGACCAAUGCUUUAGGCAGCACAAACAUCAGCAGGACAGUCGAUGUCUAUUUUGGACCACGCAUGAUGACGGAACCACAGUCCCUCCUUGUUGACCUUGGAUCGGACGCUGUAUUUAACUGUGCUUGGAUCGGAAACCCGUCACUGACCAUCGUCUGGAUGAAGCGGGGCUCAGGCGUGGUCCUGAGCAACGAGAACACACUAACACUAAAGAGCGUGCGCCAAGAGGAUGCUGGGAAAUACGUGUGCCGAGCCGUAGUUCCUCGUGUGGGUGCAGGAGAACGGGAAGUAUCUCUGACUGUCAAUGGACCACCUAUAAUCUCCAGCACCCAGACGCAGCACGCUCUUCAUGGGGAGAAAGGCCAGAUCAAAUGCUUCAUCCGUAGCACUCCCCCACCAGACCGAAUUGCCUGGUCCUGGAAGGAGAACGUCCUGGAGUCAGGUACCUCAGGGCGUUACACGGUAGAGACCGUCAGCACAGAUGAAGGCGUAAUCUCCACAUUAACCAUCAGCAACAUCGUGCGGGCUGACUUCCAGACCAUUUACAACUGCACUGCCUGGAACAGUUUUGGUUCAGACACCGAGAUCAUACGCCUGAAAGAACAAGGUACGGAAAUGAAAUCAGGAGCUGGUAUGGAAGCAGAGUCAGUGCCAAUGGCAGUCAUCAUAGGCGUGGCAGUUGGAGCUGGUGUGGCGUUUUUGGUGUUGAUGGCCACCAUUGUGGCCUUCUGCUGUGCUCGCUCGCAGAGAAAUCUGAAAGGUGUGGUUUCUGCCAAGAACGAUAUCCGCGUUGAGAUUGUUCACAAGGAGUCCGCCUCGGGCAGAGAAACAGAGGAGCACCCGACGAUCAAGCAGCUGAUGAUGGACAGGAGCGAGUUCCAGCAGGAUUCGGUUCUCAAGCAGCUGGAAGUGCUCAAGGAGGAAGAGAAGGAGUUUCAGAAUUUGAAGGAUCCCACUAAUGGUUAUUACAGUGUGAACACCUUCAAGGACCACCACUCCACUCCCACCAUCUCCCUCUCAGGCUGCCAGCCGGACCUGAGACCAGCCAACAAGCAGCGUGUGCCUACGGGCAUGUCCUUCACCAACAUCUACACGACCCUGAGCGGGCAGAACCGCCUCUACGACUACAGCCAGCGCUUCGUCUUGGGCAUGGGCAGCUCCAUCGAGCUGUGCGAGCGGGAAUUCCAGCGGGGCUCCAUGAGCGACAGCAGCUCCUUCCUGGACACGCAGUGCGACAGCAGCGUCAGCAGCAGCGGCAAGCAGGACGGCUACGUACAGUUCGACAAGGCCAGCAAGGCCUCGGCCUCCUCUUCCCACCACUCCCAGUCCUCCUCUCAAAACUCAGACCCCUCCCGGCCCCUGCAGAGGAGAAUGCAGACCCAUGUGUGAGAAGGAUGGGACUGGGACAUGGAAGCGGUGGUGGGGAGGAGGAGGGGAGGAGGAAGAGGAGCAGCAGGCUGGGACGCUGGAAGAAGGCAAGGUCCU
This is a messenger RNA of Lacerta agilis (Sand lizard), 2917 nucleotides long. RefSeq names its product kirre like nephrin family adhesion molecule 3 (gene KIRREL3). NCBI's taxonomy places the organism in Eukaryota, Metazoa, Chordata, Lepidosauria, Squamata, Lacertidae. Gene Ontology annotation, molecular function: cell adhesion molecule binding. The transcript is spliced from 19 exons. The coding region runs from base 179 to 2821 and encodes 880 amino acids. Gene Ontology annotation, cellular component: cell-cell junction. The record is from RefSeq and is a predicted model, not a curated record. Gene Ontology annotation, biological process: synapse assembly; cell-cell adhesion.